AUGUGCCACACCAGCUGCUCCCCUGGCUGCCAGCCCACCUGCUCCGUGCCCGUGUGCUGCAAGCCCGUCUGCUGUGUCCGUCCUUGCUGUUGCCCGGCCUCCUGUGUGGCCCUGCUGUGCCGCCCAGCGUGCCCUGUGGUGACCAGCUGCCAGGCAGUCUGUGGAGCUGGCAGCUGCUCCCCCUCGUGCUGUGUGUCCAGCCCCUGCCAGUCCAGCUGCUGCCAGGCUAGCCCCUGCAGCCCUGUCUGCUGUGUGUGUAGCCCCUGCCAGUCUGCCUGCUGCGUGCCUGUCUGUUGCAAACCUACUGUGUGUGUGCCCUUGUGCUACAAGCCUGUGACCUGUGGGGUUGCUUUCUGCCAGGUCUCCUGCUGCCAACCAGCUUCCUGCACCUCCUUGGUCUGUGGACCCUCCUGUGCCCCCUCUUGCUGCUGA
This is a messenger RNA of Antechinus flavipes (yellow-footed antechinus), 432 nucleotides long. RefSeq names its product keratin-associated protein 10-9-like. The record is from RefSeq and is a predicted model, not a curated record. Bases 1 to 432 code for a protein of 143 amino acids. The transcript has a single exon. Gene Ontology annotation, cellular component: keratin filament. NCBI's taxonomy places the organism in Eukaryota, Metazoa, Chordata, Mammalia, Dasyuromorphia, Dasyuridae.